Molecule: messenger RNA, 4137 nt
Organism: Saxophila tyrrhenica
Lineage: Eukaryota; Fungi; Ascomycota; Dothideomycetes; Mycosphaerellales; Extremaceae
Gene: MHP1
Product: Microtubules assembly and stabilization protein
Exons: 3
Coding region: 1-4137 (1378 amino acids)
Source: RefSeq, a predicted model, not a curated record
AUGCUGCAGGGCCAGAAUGCCGCGAUCAGCGCAUCGGAGAACGAUGUGAACAUUCGACAACAACGGAUACUGGACAGCAGUAACAACGCCAGAAAGAGGAAGCCAUUGCCCAGUCGUGUUGGAGUCGCAAACAAUCUUUCGGGACGAGACGUCGAACCUCAAGGUUGUCCGCCUGGUACCGCACCUACCCCUCCCCAACGAGCACCGCCAGCGCCACCCUCGAUUCCGGCAGCGAGCGCUCCGCCCGAAACCAACGGCGAUCAAGCGCUUCUUCUAGACACAGCGUCAGCGGCACGAUGGCGACGACAGGAAGCCAAACCGAGCAAUAGUCGCAACUCGACGUUGGCAAAACUGCACUCGCGCGCGAACAGCGAGCUCGUGCUCCAGGUAAAAGUUAUGGAGGAGGUUCAUGGUGUGGAUGUUUCGUGGCUGCAUCAUCCGAACAAGGGUAUACAGUACGAUGUCAAGUAUGUCACGAAGCACAGCAAGCACAAGCACAGCCAAUCGUCGCCCGACGUCAGACGAGAUGUUAAAGCGACCCCAUCAACCAGCAACGGCAGCGAGCCUCGAAAGCCCGUCCAGAAGGUCAGCUCCGACCUAAGCAAGCUCCCGUCUCCCUCAAAUGUCACUCCACCUACGCCAGCGCAGCCAUCGAAAGACUCGACCAACGCCGUCCCAUCCACUCCAACUCCACCUCGCGAUAUUAACAAGGCGCUCCCCAAGCGGCCUAGUAUGCUGGCGCGCAAUAGCUCCGAGCGAGUCAGUCAGGAUGGUAGCAGCAGGAAGCGCUCGUCGUGGAUGAACAGCCUCAGCUCCAAAUUCUCGACAACACCCGAACGACCCGGCCCAACACCAGCACAGCUGUCGCGACAGCAAUCGAAUACGAGCGUCAAUGGCCCGCAGACACCGAGCCCGAACAGCAACCCAGCAACGCCAGGCUCCGAAGCUGUGGAAGAGAAUGAGCCAUAUACGCCUGCGAAGCCAAAGGAGUCCUCCUCUAGUUUCUUUUCGAGUAUCACGAGGAGACUGUCAUCCGCUUCGCAGGCUGGAAACAUACCAAAGGCUCAAGGCACAGGAGGGGUGUGUCCAAGAAAGGUGCUGAAUGUCGACCCCAAUCGAGAACGAUGUUUGGUGCCGGAAAUGGACCCAGCUCGGUUGAGGAGGGUAAGCUUCUGCGUGGAUGUGGAAAUUGCUGGCGGGCCAAGGUAUAUCGAUGAAGAGGAGGACGACGAAGACAAGAUGAAGAGGAAGAAGGAGUUUAAGAUGAAGGAGCGGGCGGAAGGAGAGGCAUUGAAGAGGCCGGAUGCUUUGGCUGAGGAGAAAGAUGAGGAGGGUGAACCUAAGCUGGAGGCUAAAGCCAACAGUAAGGCGGCGCAGUCGAAUGAGCAGAAGGGCAAGAAACCGGACGAGAACGGCAAUGGAGCGAAUGGCAUGACGGAGGAGGAGCGGGAAAGUGCGGCAAGAAAACGAGAGAAGAAGCAGAAGAGUGAGGCGGAGCGGAAGGAGAGAAAGGAGAAGAGGAGGAAGCGCGCAGAGGAGAAUGGGCAGAUUCCCGUCGAGCUCAUGCUUGAUGGUAAGGGAGGUGAUGGGAGCUCGCCACCAAGCGACACGGCAAACGGAUCCUCGACUUCGUUGGCAAGGACGCCUACCCAGCCUCAACCCAAUGCCACAAAACAAGACCGACCUACCACUGACCCUGCGCGGAUAUACAGGCGAUGUUGUCAGCUGAGGGAGAGUCCGAUUCUGAAGCGCAUCACCGAACAGCUCAGCAGGCCGACGACGACAUUACCAGCAGAACCGGGCGUUGUGCAAUGUCUAGACCUCACCGGCUCACGUUUACAACUUGCCGACGUAAUAUCACUUGGAGACUGGCUCGCAGUUGUUCCGGUUAAGCACCUGAAACUAGAGGAUGCCGAUCUCAGCGACGAAGGCGUGCGAUGUGUUCUCGCAGGUCUUCUGGCUGCGAAGAGGCCGGAGCCGACGAAACGAAAGAGUCUGACACCUCGCCACCGCCAGGGCAUCCCAUCUUCUUCUUACACCGAACGCGCCGGCGUUGUCGAGAAGAUCACGCUCAAAAACAACCCUCGCCUCACGCGUGUCGGCUGGAAGCACAUCAGCCUCUUCCUCUACAUGUGCCGCUCGCUCAAAACCAUUGACCUCUCGAUGAACUUCUUCCCGGACACUCUGCCUCCCAGCGCUCAUGUCACGCCCAUCAAAUCUCCUAGCAGCGCUCCCUACGGUAAUGCACAGGACCUCGACGCCGCAGAAGCACUCUACAAAUGCCUUAGCGAGCGACUUGGCGGGAGGAGGCUGGAAGAACUGCUCAUGUCCGAGUGUGGCCUCACAUCACCACAGAUUCGCAAGGUUGUGGACGGCGCUAUAGUUGCCGGUGUGAGUCGUCUGGGCUUGGCCGGGAAUUCUCUCGAUGACGAGGGCUUGCAGCAUGUACUGCACUACCUCCGGUCGGGUGUGUGCAUGGCAUUGGACGUUGGCGGUAACGACUUGCGCGGCAAGCUCAACAUGAUUGCGGAAGCGAUCAACACUCAGGUCGACCAUCCUUGUUGGGGCCUUAGUCUUGCUGGCUGCAACUUGGACUCGGCCUCAUUGAAGCCGCUCUUUGCUGCGCUGGUCAAGCUGCCCAACUUCCGCUUCAUCGAUCUCAGUCACAACCGCGAUCUCUGCCUCGCCGACAAUGGGCUCAUCACCCUCCUUCGUCGGUACAUUGGGCAGAUGAAGGAUCUAAAGCGCGUGCAUCUAGCCGAUGUUGGAAUGAGCCCGAAACAAGCUAUUGCCCUCGCCGACAUCUUACCUGAAGGCGAAAGGCUGGCGCAUUUGAGCUUGUUGGGUAACGACAAGUUGACUGCUCUUGCGAACGCGAAGGGUGAGGAGGAGCAGGAGGAGGCUUGUGCGCUUUACGCGAGUUUGAUGGCGAGUGUGAGGGUUAGUCAGACGUUGAUCUGUAUUGAUGUUGAUGUCCCUGCGCCGGACAACAGCGAGGUCGUCAAGGCGCUGGCGAAGCAGAUUGUUGCGUAUUCGCUACGAAACAUGGAGCAAUUCGCCAUCGCUGAAGCAACAGGUGGAGCGCCUUCGACGACCAAUGCAACGACAGUCCUCGCGGGUCCACACGGUGGCGAGCGAGCAGUGCGCGAGAUCAGUGUGCCGGAUGUUCUGCUCCAUCUUGUUGGACAUGUGGAAGGUUCUUCUGAGAACCACGACCGUGACCCUCCCGCACCGGAUGAAGACUACAUUAUCGGUGGUGCCGGCGUGGUCAAAGCGUUGCAGUAUGUGCUCGGCGAGAAGGAGACUGAGAGCCGCCGGGCGAGCAACGCGCCCACGCCUUCUGGUACAAUGACGCCUAUUGACCGCCCUGGCUCUUCAGCCGGCUUAGUCGACCAAGGCAAAGCGAAGAAGAUGAGCAAGAACCUAUUAGGCAGCGCUCGGCAGCUCCGAGCCCGUCUACAGCCCGCUCUUGCCAAGGAAGCGAUCGGCGGCGACGACAUGGCCUAUCGCCGCCUCCUCGGUCUCGACCAAACGCUCCAAAGCAUGAUCACGCGCUUCGAAGAAGAGUACCCCGAAACCCGCAUCUCCGCCCCCUCAGCCGCCGGCGGCCCGAGCGAAACAUCCUCCCUCACCGACCAGUCCACCAACCAACUCGCCACCAUUAAGUCCAACGACCCCCUCGCCCCAGCCUCCGACGACGAGCAAGACGACCUCGACGAACUCACCAGCGUCCGCCCGACCGUGUCCCGCCACAACUCCGACGUCUCCCUCGCCUCCCGCGCCCUGUCCAUGGAAGAAGGCCGCCUCCACCGCAUCGGCCAGCAACUGCGGCGCGAAGUCAUCGACUCGCCCCGCAGCACCGAAGGCGGUGCGGACUGGGCGCCGUGGCGGAAGCCGGAGCAGAGCGAGCAGGAAGCCGAGCGGUUCAAGAAGUUCCGAGAGAAGAUUGAGGGGACGUCUGGGGAGGAGAUUCGGAAGAUUAUCGAGAAGGAGGAGGGGUGGGAUGGGUUGUUGAGGAAGAUUGGCGGGACGUAUGAGGAUUUAAGGAAGUUGCAGGAGCAGGAUCCCGAGGCGUGGGAGCAGUUUAAGGUUGCGCAGGAGAGGGCCAGGGAGCAUAUGAAGACGAGUGAGAGGUAG